Molecule: messenger RNA, 2654 nt
Organism: Ictalurus punctatus (channel catfish)
Lineage: Eukaryota; Metazoa; Chordata; Actinopteri; Siluriformes; Ictaluridae
Gene: cmah
Product: cytidine monophospho-N-acetylneuraminic acid hydroxylase
Exons: 15
Coding region: 159-1904 (581 amino acids)
Molecular function (GO): 2 iron, 2 sulfur cluster binding
Source: RefSeq, a predicted model, not a curated record
ACAUAUGCACACGCACAAACACUCAGACACACACACUCAUGCGCACACACGCACACACAGACCCAUGUGCACACAGACCUGCACACACAUACACAGGACUUGUGGUCAGAGACAGAAGAAUGUUUGACUGAGUGACUCCUCAACUGUGUUCAUUAAAGAUGUGUCAGGUGACUCAGACGGUGCUGAAGCUGGAUGCUGAAGCGACUCAGGGUCUGAAACACGGAAUCAACUUCAAGAAAAACAAAGAGGGAAAAUGUUUCAUUAUCUACAGAAAUAAAGAGGUGAUUCGAGCCUGCAGGAACCAGUGCAAACACCAAGGAGGAUUCUUCAACCAGGACAUGGAGGAUAUGGACGGCAGGACGGUUCGCUGCUCUAAACAUUUCUGGAAGCUGAACGUGGAGACCAUGGAGUACGUCAAUCCUCCAGACAGCUUCACGCAGGACGAACUCGAGGUGGUACAUUGUGAAGAUGGGGGGUUGGAGUUUGUGGAGUUGGACCCUCCUGACCCUUGGACAACUGAUCCCAGACCUGCUGAGGAACUUCAGCAUGGAGAGGUUACGCUGACUUAUAUCACACACGCAUGUGUGGAAGUGAAGGCAGGGUCGAAGCGGAUGAUGUUUGAUCCGUGGUUGGUGGGUCCAGCGUUCGCUCGCGGUUGGUGGCUUUUACACGAACCUCCAUCAGAUGCACUGGAGAGACUCUACACUGCAGAUCUGGUCUACAUCAGCCACAUGCACUCGGAUCACCUCAGUUAUCCCACGCUGAAGUUACUUGCUGAGAGAAGAUCAGAUUUACCCAUAUAUGUUGGAAACACAGAACGUCCCGUUUUCUGGUAUCUUGAGAAAAGUGGCGUGAAACUGACUAACAUCAACGUUGUUCCAUUUGGCGUCUGGCAGAACGUAGAUGAACAUUUACGGUUUAUGAUCCUGAUGGACGGCAUUCACCCGGAGAUGGACACCUGCAUUAUUGUGGAAUAUAAAGGUCACAUGAUCCUGAACACAGUGGACUGUACACGCCCCAAUAAUGGCCGCCUCCCACACGGAGUGGACGUGAUGCUGAGCGACUUCGCUGGAGGAGCUUCAGGAUUCCCCAUGACCUUCACUGGAGGAAAAUACACUGAGAGCUGGAAGGCAGAUUUUAUCAAAACUGAGAGGAGGAAGCUGUUGAACUAUAAAGCUCAGCUGGUGAAGUCCCUGAGGCCAAAAGUCUACAGUCCCAUCGCUGGCUACUUCACAGAGGCUCAUCCAUCCGACAGGUACAUAAAGGAGACGAACAAGAAGAACGACCCUGUGGAACUGAACAGACUGAUUAAACUCACCUGCCCCGACAUUCUCACCUGGACUCCUGUACCUGGAGCCGUGCUGGACCUGUGUCUCGCCCUCACACAAAGGGACGCGGUGACUGAGCCUCCCAGUGGGACGAAGAUCUUUAAGGACAGCUGGGACUUUAAUCUAUAUUUGGAUGAGCUCAACACUGCGGUCUCGUCCCAAAUCUUCAAACACAAACAGUGGAUAGAAUUUUACUACAAAUGGGCCGCGUUCCGAAACUACAACCUGGUGAUACGGGUGAUUGAGACAGACGAUGGUUUCCAGCCGCUGAAGGACGGAUAUGAUUACCUGGUGGACUUUCGGGAUCUUUCUUUCCCCUCAGCGAGGCCUGACAGAGCACACGCCUACAUAGAGGUUAAGAACAGAGUGAAUGUGAUGAGGUAUGUGGUAUUGAAUGGCCUGCUAUGGGACGAUCUGUACAUCGGCUUCAACAACCAAAUCAGCCGAGAUCCUGACAUCUACCAUCACAAGUUUUGGAAACACUUUCAGUCGGACUUGCCGACAUCGCCACCAGACUGGGACUCUUUCCUGAAAAUGGUUCCGGAUCAGGAUUCGAGCAACUGCGUCCUGUCUUAAACACACAUGAACACAACGUCAGUAAUGUCGGCUGAUCACGUGACCUUUCCGUGCUGAAGGUUUAUUGGUGAAGGUAUAUAUAUUUAACUGUCUCAGGGAUGACAGGGAGUGGCACUAAAGUUAUUUAUUAUUCAUUAUUCAUUAUUAAUUCAUUAAUUCACAGACAGUGAAUGUUUUCUGCUAGAGAGAGAAAUGUAUAGUUCUUUAUUUAAGGUUAGGGUUUACUGUAUCAUGCUGCUGGGUGAAUGAGGGGGAUACGGCAGGUGUGGGGAGAUCCUUUAUUUGAACUUAUUUUUUUAGUUUAUUUAGUUUUAUUAAUUUAUUAGUUGUAUUAGUUUAUUUCUGACUGUUUCCUUGCUUCAUCUGUAGAGAAUAUUUAUACCAUUGCAGAAUGUUUUUGUACAGUGAAGGGUAGUGGGUAGCUCAGUGGUUAAGACGUUGUGCUUCUGAGGGAGUUCAAGCCCCAGGACUGCUGAGCUGCCACUGUUGGGCCCUUGAGCAAGUCCUUUAACCCUCAACUGCUCAGCUGUAUAAAUGAGAUAACUGUAAGUCACUCUGGAUAAGGGCGUCACCAAAUGCUGUAAUGUAAAUGAAGGGUUCCUUUAAUUCAAUUCAAUUUUAUUUGUAUUGAGCUUUUAACAAUGGACAUUGUCUCCAUUUUUAUUCUUAUUAUUUCAAUUUAUCGUUCUUAAUGAAUUAAUGUGAUGGCGUUCCUGUGGAUUUGGCAAAUAAAAUGAUCAGUGAUUGAGA